AUGGGAAUUUCUAAUUUAUUACAAUUUUUGAAACCUAUAAUAAAAAAUACACAUAUUAGUAAGUAUGAAAAUGGAGUCGUGGGGGUUGAUAUUAUGUGUUGGAUUCAUAGGGGACUUAUAAGUUGUGCCUUUGAUAUCGUUACAGAUAAUCAUAAUGAAAAUUAUUUAAGCUUUAUUGAAAAAAUGCUAGAAACUAUUCAUCAAUAUAAUAUUAAAGUUAUAUUUGUUUUUGAUGGGGAAGAACUACCAGAAAAAAAAAAAGAAAAUUUAAUAAGGAAAGCACGACGAGAAAAAGCAAAAGAAGAAGCCCUUGAAAUUAUUAAAAAAGUUAAACACCCAAGAAGUAAUGAACUUGUAAUUAAAAAAUGCAUUCAAGCAAUAAGUGUAUCAAAAGAAAUUAUUCAAUCUGUUAUUAAUUUUUGUAAAAAAAAAAAUAUAUAUUAUAUUAUUUCACCUUAUGAAGCUGAUGCUCAAUUGUCUUAUCUAUGUCGUAUGGGUUUUAUUUCAUGUGCUAUUAGUGAAGAUAGUGAUUUGCUAGUUUAUGGAUGUCCUAGAGUUUUAUAUAAAUUUAAAAAUACAGGAGAAUGUAAUGAAAUUACUUUAAUGCCUAUCAAUGAUUUACUAGACCCAGAUAUUAUAAACAAAAUCAAAAAUCCUAUAUCUGAUUCUUUCAACCAAUUCUAUAUAACCCCAAUUAAAAGUAUACAAAAUGAUGAAUCAAAUCUUUCUGAUUCUUUUAUUUCCUAUGAAGAAAAUGAAAGUCCCAUACCUCGUCGCAAAAGACGAAGAAAUACAAAAAAAGACAAAAAAAAAAAAAAAAAACUUAAAAAAAAUCAUAAACAACUCGUAGAUCAAAGUAGUGAUGCAAAUGAAGAAAUAUAUAAUUCAAAAAAUAAACAAAAUAUACAAAAUAAACAAGAUCCUGAUCAAAGCUGUAACAAGGUCAUGAAAACAUAUAUCAACAAUUUUUAUUGGCCUGAAGAAUUAUACAAGUUAAAAUAUUUCAAUCUUGAUAUGUUUCUAGCUAUGUGUAUAUUAAGUGGUUGUGAUUAUACUAACGAUUUUCAUAUUACUGGAAUGGGAAUAAAAACUGCAUUCAAUUUAAUAUAUGAAUAUAAAACGAUACAAAAUAUUUUUUCUUUUCUAAUUUCACAUGAUAAAUGGAAAAAUAAAAUACCCCAAAAUUUAAAUUCAUUAGAUAAGUUAAUGGAAAAAUAUAAUGAAAUCAAAAAUGCAUUUUUACAACAUCAAGUUUAUGAUUUUAUUCUGAACAAAAAAGUCCCAAUACAUCAAUCGUUUGGAAGUUUUUUCAAAGAAGAAACUUCAAAUCUUUUAUGUAAUUCAGAUGAUAUGGAUAAUCGUUUCAAACUUUCUGAUGAUGUUUUUGUUCAUAAAGUUAUCGAAUCUUCACUUUUUUUUGACUUCUCGAAAUUUGACAACAAAUGUUUGAAUGACUCACUAGAGGAUGUAAUCGACCAAACGGAAGAGGAAGACGAAGAAAAAAUCCUAAAACUUGAAAAAUUGGAAAAAUCGGAUAACGAUGCUACCAGAAGUCCAUUCUUAAAAAAUUUAACUCCACGUCGUCUUCUGCUUUCCAACUCAUCAUUUGAUAACAAACAAGAACUACAAAAUCGGGACAACAUAAAUAACCUUGAUAAAAUAUUUAAAAAUUUCACAUCAGAAUGUUUUGAAUAUUUAGAGAUAUCACCAGGUAUUGUUGAAAAACAUAAACAAAUAAAUCCCACUGAUUCCCAAUAUGAUAAUAAAUCCGAAUUAAAUCUUAUUAGCAAAAAUAUAAAAUCCGAACAUGAACACGAACCCAAUUUGUCUAACAUUUUACUUUCUUCCCAAAAUUCCAAUCCUAAUAAUGAUAUCAAAAAUCAUAUAACUCUUAUAAAAACUAAAAACGAUGAAGAUCAAUUUACCAAUCCUAUUUUUUUAUCAAAACUUAAUGAAUUUGAAAAUAAUAAAUUUAUGGAAUCGACAUCAAACCAAGAUGAUCACACACAUGAACAAACCCCUAAUCACCAAUUGGACAUAAGACAAAAUCUGACCAUAUCUAAUGAUCAUGAUUUGCCUUCAACCAAUAUUACCACUCAAAAUACAGAUAAAAAAAAUACUCAAAUAAAAAGUGCAAAAAAUCUUUAUGAAAAUAUGAAAAAAACAUUUACUUUAUUCAAAACUUUAGGAGAUAAAGACGAAAUUAGUCAUGAUCUUAAGUCACCUCAAAAAAAUACAAUCAUACAUGAAAACACAAUUCAAGAUCCUCAAAAUUAUGUCAAAAAAAAUGAAAAUAAUACUUUUGUUCCUCCUUUAAACAGAAGUAAGUUACACAUAAAAACAAAAAAUUCUAAUGGCCAAUUACAAAUAACAAAUUUUUUUAAAAACCCUCACAAGGAUGAAUUAAUAAAUAACAACAAUAAUACCCUCAAUCAUUUUGAACAGACAAAUGAUCAAAACAGUAAUCAUAUUUAUACUUCUCCCAAUAAACUUAAAAAAAUUAAAACAGAUGAAAUAUCAACAGAUCACGAUAAAGAUAUUCAUAAUGAAGAUACAACAGAUAAAGACUUUCUCAACACUGAUUGGAAAAAUGCAAAAAUAUCUAUCCAUUCUUCAAAAUUGACACAAAAUAAUUCAACUACCUUCCAAAAUAAAACACAAGAAAACGACAAAAAUAUUAACCUCGAUUAUAUGCUUCAAAACCUAAACUAUAAUUAUCAACCAAAAAUACAAAAAUUAAACACCUUCGAUUAUUUUAAGGAAAAAGAAAAUGACCCACAUUAUAAUCCAUACAAGGACAACACUUCGUGA
This is a messenger RNA of Plasmodium vinckei vinckei, 2811 nucleotides long. Its product is annotated as exonuclease I, putative. Gene Ontology annotation, molecular function: metal ion binding; 5'-flap endonuclease activity. The transcript has a single exon. NCBI's taxonomy places the organism in Eukaryota, Apicomplexa, Aconoidasida, Haemosporida, Plasmodiidae. The record is from RefSeq and is a predicted model, not a curated record. The coding region runs from base 1 to 2811 and encodes 936 amino acids.